Molecule: messenger RNA, 1045 nt
Organism: Musa acuminata AAA Group (dessert banana)
Lineage: Eukaryota; Viridiplantae; Streptophyta; Magnoliopsida; Zingiberales; Musaceae
Product: ras-related protein RHN1-like
Exons: 7
Coding region: 106-708 (200 amino acids)
Biological process (GO): intracellular protein transport
Cellular component (GO): endosome; Golgi apparatus; endomembrane system
Molecular function (GO): GTP binding; GTPase activity
Source: RefSeq, a predicted model, not a curated record
UUCCUUGAUGCUGCCUCGAAUCCCUCUUCAUCUUCCCUCCGACGAUGACCUACCUCAUAAAGCUUCCUCAACACAUCCCUUCUCCCUUUUGCUGGUGUUGAUCUCAUGGCCCGGAUGGGGAGCAACAACAUACAAGCCAAGCUGGUGCUUCUUGGAGAUAUGGGAACUGGAAAGACAAGCAUAGUGCUGAGGUUUGUCAAAGGCCAAUAUUUUGACUCUCAGGAAUCAACAAUAGGAGCUGCAUUCUUCUCUCAAGUUCUAUCACUUAAUGAGGGCAUUGUAAAAUUUGAUAUAUGGGACACUGCUGGGCAAGAACGAUAUCGUAGUUUGGUCCCCAUGUACUACCAUGGUGCAGCUGCAGCUAUCAUUGUCUAUGAUAUAUCAAACAUGGAUUCAUAUGUUAGAGCAAAAAAGUGGGUUCGAGAACUCCAAAGACAAGGAAACCCAUAUCUGAUAAUGGCAUUGGUCGGGAACAAGAUUGACUUGGAGGCAAAAAGGAAGGUGGAAUCUGAGGAAGGCUUGCAAUAUUCCCAAGAGAAUGGGUUGUUCUUCAUUGAAACUUCUGCAAAAACAGCAGAGAACAUCAACGAGCUCUUCUAUGAAAUAGCCAAGAGACUUGCUAAAGCCCGGCCACCGCAGUCAUCCGGGAUGAACUUGUCCAAUGAAACACAAGUCAGGGAGAGAAGGCUGUUCUGCUGCUCGGGAUGAUCACAUCCAUGACCAACUUGAUGCAUUGAUCUUGUCCAAUCAAACUUUGAUCUUGUUACUUGUAAAGGUUUAGAAAGCCAACGAGUCAAGAUGCCUAUCUGUUUUAAGUGUUGUCCUGCAUGAACUCAGUUGAUUGUGGCAUCAUAACAUCUACAUUGCAAAAUUAGCCAUAUUACACCUGCACAGGCAACUCUCAUGCUCUCAGAAACAGGACUUGGUUUGGUUGAAGUACAUGUAAGGCAAGUAUGCCAUUUACUUGAUGCAAAAAUCUAAAUAUCAAAAUCAGAUGAGUCUGCCACAUCAGGAUAGCAAGUCUGUGCUGAGUGGGUUUCAUCAU